Molecule: messenger RNA, 864 nt
Organism: Ectocarpus siliculosus
Lineage: Eukaryota; Phaeophyceae; Ectocarpales; Ectocarpaceae
Source: the annotation of a GenBank genome assembly
AUGGAUGAAGAGCAAGACGACAGCGACGGACUAGACCGGAAGGCGAAGCAGCUCGUGCUCGACAGUGCCUUCGCCUCCAUGAUCAACGAUAGCGAUCCCGACAAGUUUGACCGCGCCAAGCUUGUGGAAAUCUUGACCGCUCCGUACAUCGAGGACUCCGGCGACGGUAUCGUAGCUUUGGACCCUCACGCCCUUAACAAGCUAUUCACCACCACCGGAAACCUGUUACAGGAAAUGGGGGUUGAGGGGGAGAGGAAGAGGCUCGCGAUGGCGGGGGAGACAGGGGCAAUCGAGGAGGACUACCGACAGGGAUUGACAUCCCACGCCACCAGACUGAACAAGGUACAAGAUUCUUUGGAAGGGGUGGAGCACAGGUUUCGCGAGACGGCCCACAAGGCCGUUCGCAUCGGCGACCGGCUGUCGAAGAUGGAGGGGCAGCGGGCGAGGGCGGCGGAGGCUAUGGAUAUCCUAGAGUUCUUCAAGGUUUUCGAGGGCCUUCCGGAGGGAUUUUCCGAGGAUCAGGACACCGUGGUGCGGUACAUGAAGCUCUUGCCCCCAGUGUUCUGCGACGAAGACAGAAGAGCAGAAGCCGCGACGGUGUUGGCGAAGCUGAAGAGCAUCACGCACGAGCUGGAGUCCAAGGAGCUCGACAAGGCGGCGAAAAACUUGCAGGCCUACAGCGACUUCUUGGAACAAGAGCUACUGGACCUGUUCGAGCGCGCCGCGGGAAGGUCUCCGCCUGAGGUGGCUUUGAUGAGGGAGUGCUCCGACAUACUGUUCGCGCUCAACGAGGGAGAUCACCUGCAGAGCCGCUUCGUCUUCUUCGUCGUCACGCAGGCCGUGUCAAAGCAACCGCAGCCGUAG